ACUACAUUACCCAGAAGGCAACGCAUGGAAUGGCAUCAGGCUGAGCCAAUAGACGCUCAGAGAAGGCAUUUCCGUUUGGGCGCUUCGGGAGGGCGGGACCGGUAAUCCUUGUGGCAGGAUUUCGUCUUCUCAGGUUUUUGUCUCAGGCGGUGAGGUUUUCCGUGUCCGCACUCCCUUGGAGAAGGCCGGAGAGUGGUGCUCCCCGUCUCACAGCCCAUGGUGGAGCCUCCAGUGGUGUCACAGCUCCCACGUGGGAUUGAAGCUCGGAGUCGCCACCUGAACACACCAGCGCCGGGACAGGGACCGCCAUUCCUGCAGCGGCUUCUACUCCCGCCCGGCUCAGCCCACAGAGGGCAAUGGCGGCGCCCCCGCUGAGGAGACGGGCUGAGGUUGGCGUGACCUUUGAGGACAUUGCCCUGUACUUCUCCAGGGAGGAAUGGAACCUCCUUGAUGAGGGUCAGAGACAGCUGUACCUGAAUGUGAUGCUGGAGAACUUUGAACUUAUAUCCUCGCUGGGUUGCUGCUGUGGAGCAGAGAAUGAGGAGGCAGCGACUGAACAGAACUUUCUUGUGAGAGUUUCACAGGCAUGGAAUCCCCAGUUACCUUUGUCUUCCCAGAAGAGCCACCCCUGUGAGAGUUGUGGACUAGUCUUGGGAAACAUUUUCCACGUGAUGGAGCUGCAGGGAACACAACACGGACAGAUAAUGUUGAGAUGUGGGGCAUGUGCAAAACGGUUUUACUUCAGUGUAAAUAUUCACCAAUGGAAUGUGAGAGAGAAGACUUUUAUUAGAGGUGUGGAUAGGAUCUCACUUGCAAAGAGCUGCAAUUUCAAUGUGUCCCAAAAUGGUUUCACCUGUGGGGAGGUUGGGCAGGGUGUUCUUACCGAAUCAGGACAUCUCCAGCUAAACGCUACUCAGACCAGGGACCGUCCAAAUGCUAUUUCGACACAUGGGAUGACAUUUCAAUGGACAAAAAAUUAUUACGCCCGAAAAGAAUCUAAGAAAAACAUUACUUGUACCCACACGUUUAUUCAGGAAAAGGAUGUCAAUGUUGGAAGUGGAUAUUUUGUGUGCUCUGAAUGUGGGGAAUAUUUUACCAAAUUUUCUAGCUUUUCUCUUUUACAGCAAGGUCACACUGGAGAAAGGCCUUAUCAGUGCAGUGAAUAUGGGAAAGCUUUUAGCAAUAGUAACAGCCUAGGUGAAUAUGAAGCUUUGCACACUGAAGAAAGGCCUUAUCACUGCAGUGAAUACGGGAAAGCUUUUAGCAAUAGUAACAGCCUAAGUGAAUAUGAAGCUUUGCACACUGAAGAAAGGCCCUAUGCGCGCAGUGAAUGUGGAAAUCCUGUUACCAAUAGCACUGCCUUCCAUUAUGAUCAGAGCGUUCUCACAGCAGAAAGGCCUUAUGAGUGCAAUGAGUGUGGGAAAUCUUUUAGUAGUAGCAGUAACCUUCAUUGUCAUCAGAGAAUUCACACUGGAGAAAAGCCUUAUAAGUGUAGUGAGUGUGGAAAGUCUUUUUCAACUUUCAAUGGUCGCAAAUAUCAUCAUUACAGAGUGCACACUGGAGAAAGGCCUCAUCACUGCAAUGAAUGUGGGAAAUCUUUUAUCACUUUGUCUCACCUUCAGAGUCAUCAGAGGGUUCACACAGGAGAAAAGCCAUAUAAAUGCAGUGAAUGUGGGAAAUCUUUUGCCCAGAGCGGUAGCCUUCUUUCUCACCAGAGCAUUCACACUGAAGAAAAGCCUUAUAUAGGUGGUGAAUGUGGGAAAGAUUACAACUGUUUCAUUAAACUUUGUCGUCAUCAAAGAGUACACACUGGAGAAAGGCCUUUUCACUGCAGUGAAUGUGGGAAAUCUUAUACCAGGCAAAGUGCACUUUGUCAGCAUCGGAGAAUUCAUAGAGGAGAAAAGCCUCAUAUAUGCAGUGAAUAUGGGAUGACUUUCAUCCAAAGCGGAGCUCUCCAAAAUCAUCUGAGAGUUCACACUGGAGAAAAGCCUUUUAAAUGCAGUGAAUGUGGGAAAUCUUUUACCACUAACAGUCAACUUCACAGUCAUCGGAGGGUUCACACAGGGGAAAAGCCUUAUAAAUGCAAUGAAUGUGGGAAAUCUUUUAUCACUAAUUUCAAACUUCACACACAUCAGAGAGUUCACACUGGAGAAAAGCCUUUUAAAUGCAGUGAAUGUGGGAAAUCUUUUACCACUAAGUCUUACCUUCACGUUCAUCGGAGGGUUCACACAAGAGAAAAGCCUUAUAAAUGCAAUGAAUGUGGGAAUUCUUUUACCAGUAAAUCUUACCUUCACAUUCAUCGGAGAAUUCACACAGGAGAAAAGCCUUAUAAAUGCAAUGAAUGUGGGAAAUCUUUUAUCACUAAUUUCAGACUUCACACACAUCAAAGAGUUCACACUGGAGAAAAGCCUUAUAAGUGCAGUGAAUGUGGGAAAUAUUUUACCACUAAGUCUUACCUUCGUGUUCAUCGGAGGGUUCACACAAGAGAAAAGCCUUAUAAAUGUAAUGAAUGUGGGAAAUCUUUUACCACUAAAUCUUACCUUCGCAUUCAUCAGAAAGUUCACAUAGGAGAAAAGCCUUAUAAAUGCAAUGAAUGUGGGAAAUCUUUUACCACUAAUUUCAAACUUCACAGACAUCAGAGAGUUCACACUGGAGAACAGCCUUAUAAAUGCAGUGAAUGUGGGAAAUCUUCUACCAGUAACAAAAAACUUUGUCAUCAUCAGAGAGUUCACACUAGAGAAAAGCCUUAUCAAUGCAGUGAAUGUGGGAAAUCUUUUACCAGUAACAGUAACCUUUGUCAUCAUCAGAGAGUUCAUACAGGAGAAAAGCCUUAUAAAUGUAGUGAAUGUGGGAAAACUUUCCCUGAAAACAAAGCUCUCCAAAAUCAUCAGAGAGUCCACACUGGAGAAAAGCCUUUUAAAUGCAGUGAAUGUGGGAAAUCUUUUACCAGGAGCGAUGUCCAUCGCCGUCAUGAGAGAAAUCAUGCAGGACAGAAGCCUUAUAAAUGCAGUGAUUGUGGGAAAACUUUUACUGAAAACGAAGCUCUCCAAAAUCAUCAGAGUGUUCAUAGAGGAGAAAUGCCUUAUAAAUGCAGUGACUGUGGGAAAUCUUUUACCUGUAACAGUAAACUUUGUCGUCAUCAGAGAGUUCAUUCAGGAGAAAAGCCUUAUAAAUGUAGUGAAUGUGGGAAAACUUUCAGUGAAAGCAGAGCUCUCCAAAAUCAUCAGAGAGUUCACACUGGUGAAAAGCGAUGUCCAUUGCUGUCAUCAGAGAAGUCAUACAAGACAAAAGCCUUAUAAAUGCAGUGACUGUGGGAAAUUUUAUACCAGUAGCACCAACCUUUACCGUCAUCAGAGAGUUCAUACAGGAGAAAUGCUUAUAAAUGCAGUGAAUGUGGACAAUCUUUUACAACUAACUCUCACCUUCAUUGUCAUCAGAGAGUUUACACAGGAGAUUGUCGUAAAGAGUGUAAUUAAUGUGAGCUGUCUCUCAGCCUAAUUUGUAAAUUUGCUGUACACAAAAGAGUCCGAAUGUGAAAAAUUUCUCAGAUGUGUUGAAAAUGUGGUUUCUUAGUUAGUACUUAGCAGUUGUAUAUGAAAAUAUGUGAAGUCUCAUUAGUCUGAAAUUUAUCUCAUAUAUUGAAUCACGUACAUUGUGUAUCCUACCUGCAACUAUUUUAUCUGUUCUGUUUACUUGUUUGCAUGUGGAACCGUAUGUAUGUAUGUUGGACUUUUUAACAUAAAGAGCUGUUUUGCCAGGUGGAAGAACUGCCAGUCUCACGGCUGUUACUUGCAAAAUAAUGAAGGCUUUUCCGUAAGACUUC
Molecule: messenger RNA, 3823 nt
Organism: Myotis daubentonii (Daubenton's bat)
Lineage: Eukaryota; Metazoa; Chordata; Mammalia; Chiroptera; Vespertilionidae
Biological process (GO): regulation of transcription by RNA polymerase II
Cellular component (GO): nucleus
Molecular function (GO): RNA polymerase II cis-regulatory region sequence-specific DNA binding; DNA-binding transcription activator activity, RNA polymerase II-specific
Source: RefSeq, a predicted model, not a curated record